Molecule: messenger RNA, 1549 nt
Organism: Chironomus riparius
Lineage: Eukaryota; Metazoa; Arthropoda; Insecta; Diptera; Chironomidae
Source: the annotation of a GenBank genome assembly
UUAUUUUGUAGAAAUUUGUCGACUUAUUGACUCCAAUCUGUCUUGAAGUCAGGUUUCAAAUUCAAAAUUAGCAGUUCUUAUACCCGAAAAAAAGGCUUAAGAGGUUGACAUUAUGAAGAUACUUUGCAUCAUCACAUGCUGUCUACUCUCGUUCUCUUCCUUUUCAUCAUCAAUCUACCUCGAGUGUUCGUACUACCAUAGGACUUAUGAUACUAUUGGCAGCAUUUACAUCUGUAUCAUCCACAAUGACCUAAAUAUCCUGUCGAUCCAGUCUGCCUUCAUUAAUGGAGCUUUUGGAGAUCUUAGCAGCGACAAAUCCAACGAUCAAGUUCUUGGAAUUACGGAAACUUACAACAAGAUCCACUUCUUCCCGCGUGGCUUAAACAAUGUAUUUAAACGGCUUAAAAUGAUUGAAUUUAAGCAGUGUGGACUUUUGGAGAUUCAUCAGAGUGACUUGAUGCAUUUGACAAGGCUAGAGUAUUUGGAUUUAGACAAAAAUAAUAUUGAGGUCAUUGAGGACGGACUGUUUGACUUUAAUCCAUCAAUGAGGUUCAUAUUCUUUAGCAACAACAAGAUUUUUGAGAUACAUCCAGAAGUUUUUGAUCAUUUGACUAAGCUGAGAUAUUUGUAUAUGGAAAGGAACCAAUGCAUCAACAUGAAUGCUAGAGAUAGUCUGCAUGGAGUCAAGGAUGUCAUCAAGCAAUUUAAACUGAACUGUCCAAGUCCAGGGAAUCUAAAUUCACGAUUGUCAUCAUCAAAAGAUGAAGCAAGGCUGAUGAGGAUGUCGUUAAAAAUUGAUGCAUUUGGAAGUGACUUGCAGAGAUGCCAAAAUUCUAUUUUUGGAUUGACUCGAGAGCUUUCAAGUUUGGAAAGAAGCUCACAAGCUUUAAAUGCUGAAAAUUUGAGGAAGCUUGAAAGUGUUGAGGCAAACUUAAGAGCUGCAAGAGCUGAAAAUUCUCAAAGAAUUCAAAAUUUGGAUGUUAAAGCUUCGAGCCUUGAAAAGACUUUAAAAUCUUUCGAUGUCGAGGAUCUUCAGAAUAAAACACAAAAUCUCGAAAGUUCCUUCGAUAGCUUAAAAGCAUCAGAAGCUGAAACGACAAAAAAGCUCCAAACUUUAGAAAAAGCUCUUAAAAAUACCGACGAGGACCUCCAAAGCUUCCGCCAAGACGUUCUGUCAGCUUUGCAGGAAAUUCGCAACAAACUUGAAGAAAAUUCGGAAAAUAUUGAAAGAAAAGCUGCCGAUAAAAUUGAUGCAAUGUCGAUGAGCUUAAUAGCAACUCAAACUCAAACUUUUGUGGAUAUUAAAGACCAAAUAAGGAAGCUGGAGACUGAUUUAAAUGCACUGCAAGCAAUUUAUGUGAAAACUCAGAAAGAACAUGAAACAACUUGCGAUGCUGAGCAGGAUGAUGGAAAAAUUGAUGAUUCAAUUGCCUAAAAAGUCUUACUUGUCAAUAAUCAGCUACUAAAUGACUCCUUAAAGCUUGUUUAUUGUGCUUUUAUUGGUGUUUUAUUUUUGAAUUUAUAAUAAAUUCAAUUUUUUUAACGGAAA